AUGUGGGUGCUCUGAAGUUCACGCUGUGAGACAUCUGGCAUUUUAACAGCAUCUGGCACAGUGAUACAUGAAAGAUUAAACAGAAGUAUGAGGAAACGCUGUGCUCUCAAACAUGGAAUAUUCAAAGAAUUCCUGGCAGAAUUCCUCGGAACUUUUGUAUAUGUUCUGUUUGGCUGUGGGUCAGUCGCCCAGACUGUCCUCAGCAGAAACGCUCUGGGUGAACCUCUCACCGUCCACAUCGGCUUCUCUGUGGGACUGAUGAUGGCAACAUACGUGGCUGGUGGUGUGUCAGGGGGCCAUGUGAACCCUGCUGUGUCCCUGGCCAUGGUUAUUCUGGGCAAACUGAAGAUUUGGAAGUUUCCCUUCUAUGUCAUUGCUCAGUUUCUUGGAGGUUUUGCUGGAGCUGCUGCAGUCUUUGGAUUAUACUACGAUGCUUUCAUGGACUUCACCAGUGGGAUUCUGUCAGUGACGGGCAUCAGUGCCACAGGUCACAUUUUUGCUUCCUACCCUGCAAGACAUCUGUCAGUCCUCGGCGGCUUUAUCGAUCAGGUAGUAGGAACUGGCAUGAUGGUGUUGUGCAUCCUGGCUGUCAAUGAUGGUGGAAACAUUGGCGCUCCUAAAGGUAUGGAGCCACUGGCCAUUGGCCUCAUCAUCAUGGCCACCGGUGUAUCCAUGGGACUGAACUGUGGAUACCCACUAAAUCCUGCACGGGACCUUGGACCCCGUCUGUUCACUGCUGUGGCAGGAUGGGGGAUGGAAGUCUUCAGCACUGCAGACUACUGGUGGUGGAUCCCUGUGGCAGGCCCUAUGGUCGGUGGUGUGGUUGCCGCUGUCAUCUACUUCCUUUUUAUUGAGUUGCACCAUCACCACCACAAUGAGUCAGAGAAGCCCCAUGAGGAAGAGGAGGAGGAGGAAGAAGAUGAGGAGGAAGAUGAGAACAGCCUGAAGGACAAAUAUGAAAUGAUCACCAUGAACUAAAAGAAAAACCAUCACAUCCAGGAUUGACUUGUACAUGGUCAUAUUCAGCCAUUUUAAGUUGAAGAAUGACAAGUAUAACCUCAACCUGUAAGGUACAGAAGACCUUUUUUUUUUUUGUCACACUGUGAAUAUGCUCUCUUUUGUCAGUUUGUAUAGAUCAGGAUCAUUUUUACCCAAUGGCCAUCAAAUAUGGCCAUGGGGUAUUGCAAAGACUUUGCGUCCAUCUGUCUGUCCGUCUGUCUGUGCU
This is a messenger RNA of Thalassophryne amazonica, 1225 nucleotides long. RefSeq names its product aquaporin-9-like. Gene Ontology annotation, molecular function: urea transmembrane transporter activity; glycerol channel activity; water channel activity. Gene Ontology annotation, biological process: glycerol transmembrane transport; water transport. Gene Ontology annotation, cellular component: plasma membrane; basolateral plasma membrane. NCBI's taxonomy places the organism in Eukaryota, Metazoa, Chordata, Actinopteri, Batrachoidiformes, Batrachoididae. The record is from RefSeq and is a predicted model, not a curated record. The transcript has 6 exons. The coding region runs from base 88 to 978 and encodes 296 amino acids.